CUUAAAAUGAAUUCGCCUUGACUAAAAAAAAUUUUAGUUAAUUGAUAAUAGAAUUUUUGAAAUGCAAGUAAUUUUUGGUUACCAUUCAAACCAUUUGUGCAAAAUAGAUUGAUUUUUAUAAAUAUGAGUCGCAGUCAUCUUGUUUAGAAAGUUAAAAUGAGCACUAACUUAUCAUCAAUAAAUGUACGAAUACUUUUUUUUGCGAAAACACGUGAACUGUCUGGACUAAACGAAGUUAAUUAUCAUUUAAGUACUCCAAAAAUUGUUGCAUUCGAUUUAUUGCGUGAAAUUUGUAGAGACUUCAACUUAGAAGUGAUAAGAGACACUUUAAUUUUAGCUAUUAACGAAAACUACUGUGACGACUUGCAGUCAGAACUGCAAUUAAAAGAAGGUGACGAAAUUGCUAUCAUACCUCCGAUAAGUGGUGGGUAA
This is a messenger RNA of Calliphora vicina (urban bluebottle blowfly), 432 nucleotides long. RefSeq names its product Molybdenum cofactor synthesis 2A (gene Mocs2A). Gene Ontology annotation, cellular component: cytosol. Lineage: Eukaryota; Metazoa; Arthropoda; Insecta; Diptera; Calliphoridae. The transcript has a single exon. The record is from RefSeq and is a predicted model, not a curated record. Gene Ontology annotation, biological process: Mo-molybdopterin cofactor biosynthetic process. The coding region runs from base 157 to 432 and encodes 91 amino acids.